GAAAUUGAGCAGGAGAAAGGAAGUGGAGGGGGGUUGCCACUUGGCCUUUACGGCACCAGCGGAGGGAGAUGGCGAUAUGGUGGCGGUAGGCGGCGGAGGGGACAGGCGGAUUUUCUUCCCACCUUCUGUUUCCACGGGUAUAAUUCCUUAUUGGCUGAGGAGCGCGCUUGGGUGAUGAGGCCUGGUUCGCCUGCCUUCCCUCUGAAGAAAGGGGAGCCCGUUGCUUGAGCUGAGUGGAGCCCGGCUGCGGGCAAGAGGAGAAGCGGGGCGCUGUUCCCUCCCGAGCGGGGCUUUGAGAGGCGGCUUCCUCGGUGGUUUCCGCGGGUCUCACCAGGAAAGCACUUAAACUUGGUUCUCUUUUUCGGCGUGAAGAGGGGGUGUCCCUCACUGACUCGCCGGCUUGUCUGUUGCUACGGAGCGCAGCCAGAUUUUGGCCCAUGUGGCUUUAUUCGGAGCCGCGAGGGCGAAUUCCCUGCUGAACCGGGGCGAGCCAUUGAACUGCUGAGCCAGGAGGAGAAGCUGGCCAUGGAUGAUUUUUUGUCGAUUAGCCUGCUCUCUCUAGCUAUGCUGAUUGGCUGCUAUGUGGCCGGGAUCAUCCCUUUGGCCGUAAACUUUUCCGAGGAAAGAUUAAAGUUGGUCACAGUUCUUGGUGCUGGGCUCCUUUGUGGAACUGCCUUGGCUGUCAUUGUGCCUGAAGGAGUACAUGCACUUUAUGAAGAUCUUUUGGAGGCAAAGCACCACCCAGUCAGUGAGAGUCAAAAGGUGAUUGGAUCUGAGAAAGCAGAUGUUCCAGAUGUGCAUGAUCAUAACCACAGCCAUGACCAUUCAAGAUUACAUGCUUACAUUGGUGUUUCCCUUGUUCUUGGCUUUGUCUUUAUGCUGCUGGUAGAUCAGAUUGGCAAUUCUCAUGUCCACCCUGCAGAUGACCCAGAAGCAGCAAGGUCGGGCAAUUCCAAAAUUACUACUACACUAGGACUAGUUGUCCAUGCAGCAGCCGAUGGUGUUGCCUUGGGUGCAGCUGCUUCUACAUCUCAAACGAGUGUUCAGCUAAUAGUGUUUGUUGCAAUUAUGCUGCAUAAGGCACCUGCUGCUUUUGGGCUUGUCUCUUUUCUUAUGCAUGCCGGUCUUGAACGGAAUCGAAUCAGGAAGCACUUGCUGGUUUUUGCACUGGCAGCACCUGUUUUGUCAAUGGUGACUUAUUUGGGACUAAGCAAGAGCAGUAAACAGGCACUUUCAGAAGUUAAUGCCACUGGAGUUGCCAUGCUGUUCUCUGCUGGGACUUUUCUAUAUGUUGCCACAGUUCACGUUCUUCCUGAAGUGGGUGGAAUGGGACAUAGCCAUAAACCUGAAUCGGCUGGAGGCAAGGGACUCAGCCGCCUGGAGGUGGCUGCAUUGGUUCUGGGUUGCUUGAUUCCUCUGAUUUUAUCUAUUGGACACCAACAUUAAAACUUGGAAGACCAGCAUUUUUCCCCCUCAAUCUGGUAUAAGCAGCAGUCAGUUGCUUUUUUAUUGCUGUCUCUCUUAUCCUGUUAACCACCCCAUCUAUACUAAGGAGUUGGAGAGGAUCAUCAUUGCCACAAGAAAACUGUGGGGAAACUCAAUAUAAGAGAGAGAGAGAGAGAGAGUACUCUUUGACGGCUAGUUAUGAAUCCUGCAUAAUUUCCCUUUUCUGAAGAUAUUUUAAUUAUGACUUCCUACCUAUUCUCAGGGAAGCUGGAACUGGAUAUUAUCUGGGAAGAUCCUUGCAAUUCAUCAUGAAAUCAUAAUUCAAGUAUUCUGUAUGUCAGCAUUCAGAGCUGAUCUCUUGACAUUAUGAUGCAGCCUUCUAACAUGUGGGAAGAUUGUUUACAUCUUUCAAAUGUUCAUGCAUUAAUAGUGGCAUGGGCUGUCUUAGAAGGAGGCAUCUGGUGAAGAAAUAUUUGAGGAUGAAGCUGUAGGCAAAAUUUGUAUUAGAUAAAGCAGUUCAAUAGAAUUCUUGCAUUGAAUUAUUACGGAAGCACAUUUGUUUUGCCCCUUGAUUUUAACACUCUAUACAAUACAGGGGGAGAGCCACAUUCAGCAGGAGGCUAGAUUGUUCUGAGCUCUAAGGAGUAGGUGUCUAUUGAAAUGGAUGCUAGUUUAUUUACAAAGAAUGUUUCUUUUCAAAUAGAAUAAGGUAAACCUUGGUCAGCAAAUACCAACCUCAAAAGCUGAAACCUUUUUCUGAUAUUUUACCAAAAAUCAUUCCAGGCUGUGAGCUUGUACUGAAUUGUCUGAAGCCUGUUAAAACUGGGUAUUACUCCAGAAUACAAUUCUAGAACCCAAACUUCUAGAACACAAUUCUACAAAUCAUAGGUUUCUUUUUCAAAUAGUUAUCUAAUUAUGGGGAAAAAACUGUAAAAGCCAUUGGUUUAAAAAAAAACAAACAUUUAAAAAUACAUGUUGAUUACUGGUGCACAGUUUUGCGUAUGCUUUAAAUUUUCAAUCACGUUGUCAAAAGUCCUUCAUUAAUAGUUAAAAUUUUAUUUGUAAACAAGAUAAAUGUGUGAGUUGAAUGGUUUUUACAGGACUGGUUAUUUCAUGAGAUAAAUCUGUUCCUUUCUUCAGCAUCUUUUACAGUUCAGUAAUUAAUGGAACUUCUUUUCCAUGCCUGCCUUUUGCUCACAUUUUAUAUUUCCUUGGCAGUGAAUGUUAAGAUUGUUCAGGACAGUUAUGCUUUAACUGGCAGUUCCUACUCACUGAGUAGUUAUUGGUUGUGCAGCAAUAGGCAAUAUCAGUUUUUCAUUAAGAAUCUUGCCUUUUAUAGAGGGCGUAAUGUUAGAACCAGAAGAGGAUUAACAUUAAAUAAUAUAAAUGUGAUCAUUCCUAAGGGUUUUUUAAAGCUAAUACUCAACAGACCUAUCCACUGUUAUCCUUUCCAACAUGUGUAUAUCAGCUACAUAAAUUUAUAUAAUCUGUAGUUGGGAUAAACCACCUGUGCUAGUGUGGGUCAAGCAUCAUAAAAUGGUGUUAUCAAAUGCCUACUGCAUCACAAAUGGUAUCUGCCAGCUGUAGUUGUUCUGUAAGAAAGCAUUUAUACCUUUCAAAUAUUACGAUUUUAGAAGAAUUUUCUUCUCUUCUGUGCUACAAAGUAGAAACACACCUGUCUAAACAUGGGACAAAGAAAACAGAUGUACUAUUUGAUAUAUGAACUGAGGUGAUUAAUGUGCCUGUCACAUUUGCAUACUUAAUGGUUGAAAAUAAAGUCAUGAACUGCCAAGUUUCCAUUGCUGAGAAAAAUGACAAGAAUGUCUAUUCUGAACUAGCAGGUUGGGAAAUAGUGGCAAAAUGAGAACUCACCAAACUUGAUUGAAAUGUCAUAGUAAAAGAAUUGGGAUUCUGGGAUUUAAUUUUGGGAUUAAGCCACACGUUUUUAAAAAUCAUUUUGGGUUGUUGUAUGUAACUGAGAGAGCACUUCAGGAAUUCUGCAUUAAGCCAGACUCAGUUUUAGGUGCUUAUUGCUACUUGCAAAACUUAGUUGGAAGCUACCUAACCUAAAUCAAAUUUAUGAAAGCAAGUCUAUUAAUUCAUUCUUCUCUAUUUCACUAACCUGGGCCCAGUAUCCUGAACUAGAUUAUUAUCUGUGAUUUGUAAGGCAGUGAUUAGGCUUCAAUGUGUGAUAUGUUUUAUACAAUAAAUAUGAAAGAAGUCAUAAGGCAGUCACAGGAACUUCUUGUGGGGCUGAUUUGCUCCUGUGGGAACAAAGGCACCUUGAGUGCUUUGUCAGUAUUGAAUUGCUAACUGCUAUUAUAGAAGGGAAGUUGUAAUCUAGAUGAAAGAAAUCCUGUAGCAGAAUUCCAGAAAUGUGAUCUCUUGUAAUACUGAGAAUCCCAGUUUUGAGGAAUCCUCUGAUUUGAGCACAUGGAUUUUGACUUUGCCCAGAUUUUAAAAAUCAAUACAAAAUCAUUGCUUUUUGUAAUCUAAUUCUACUCUUCUUGACUCGUAUUACUAAUCACAUCCAAACUGUAAUCUGAGCUUCCCAGUAAACCUGAAAGCCAUGGAUUGCUAAAAUAAAGAUGCAUCACUAAUACAUUUUCACAAAUUCCAACACUUCCACCAUUCACAUCAGUUGUGGACUGAGUUGAAAGUGGAAAUGUUCACAAUCUGUGUCUGAAUGCAACAUUACAUUUGGUCACUUAAUUGCCAUUCAUAAAACAAUAUUUUGCCUAUGCUGGAGACACUUCAGUUUGCAAUAUUUGACAGAAUGAUAGAGCAGAUAUAACAAGGAAAUGCAGUAUCUUCAACUGGAAGGAAAUAUCUUGGAAUUUCUGAAACAGUGGAAAAAUCUUCAGAGAAACUCAAAAGUGAUUUUCCAGUAUCCUAAGUGAAAAUAAGUUGGCAUUUUUAGUAUCCAGUUGUACCAGAAUGGGAAAGCUUGAACAAUAUAUUGUGCUGCUGUGCUGUUUAUGAUGAACCAUAGGAAACUUUGAAAAUGGGAGGCCCUUGCAGCAGCAUUUGGAAGGAGAUUAUCCAUUUCAAAAAGAUAUGAACUUUUAUGUGUUUCUGUUAUGUCUCUGACCAGCUAUGAAUUUAUGGGUAGUGUUCCCUGGUCACAGCUGUAUACCUGAUUCUGUGUACUAAAGUGUAAUUUUAAUGUCUUUUCUAAAUCAUUUGUACACAUGAGAUCAUUCCAUGGAUGGCUGCCUUAUUUUUAAUUUUUUUCACUUUAAUUGUGAACAGUUUAAAUAUGUUUUUAUUAUAUUAAAAAUUAUUUGC
Python bivittatus (Burmese python) is the source of this 4734-nucleotide messenger RNA. It is a transcript of the gene SLC39A9, whose product is annotated as solute carrier family 39 member 9. Gene Ontology annotation, biological process: transmembrane transport; zinc ion transport. Gene Ontology annotation, molecular function: metal ion transmembrane transporter activity. The record is from RefSeq and is a predicted model, not a curated record. NCBI's taxonomy places the organism in Eukaryota, Metazoa, Chordata, Lepidosauria, Squamata, Pythonidae. Gene Ontology annotation, cellular component: membrane.